Messenger RNA from Ictidomys tridecemlineatus (thirteen-lined ground squirrel), 5301 nucleotides. It is a transcript of the gene Dbx2, whose product is annotated as developing brain homeobox 2. NCBI's taxonomy places the organism in Eukaryota, Metazoa, Chordata, Mammalia, Rodentia, Sciuridae. The record is from RefSeq and is a predicted model, not a curated record. Gene Ontology annotation, biological process: regulation of transcription by RNA polymerase II. Gene Ontology annotation, molecular function: DNA-binding transcription factor activity, RNA polymerase II-specific; DNA binding.
AGGCGGGUGCAACUGGCCCAGCGGGCGCCGCACUAUGCUCCCCAGCGCCGUGGCAGCGGGCGCGUACUGGGACGUGGUGGCUUCCUCCGCGCUCCUCAACCUCCCCGCAGCGCCGGGCUUUGGCAACCUGGGCAAGAGUUUCCUGAUCGAGAACUUGCUGCGGGUCGGAGGCUCCCCAGUCCACGGGCUGCAGCCACCCCCACCCCACGGCCCCGCGGCCUCCCUAGUCACAGCUGGGGGCGCGCAGCUCCGGCCCCUGCCCGCCAGCCCCGUUCCCCUCAAGCUGUGCCCAACAGCCGAGCAAGUCGGCCCCGCCGGGGCACCCUACGGCACGCGGUGGGCAUUUCAAGUGCUCAGCCCCUCGGCGGACGGCAGCCUCGCGCCGGGCCGGGCUCCGGAGGACCGAGACUGUGCUUUCCAGCCUUCUGCCCCAGGGCCUCCCAAACCUUUUCUUCUGAGUGCUCCAGCAUUCUACUCUGCGUGCUGUGGUGGGUCCUGUCGGCGCCCUGCAUCCCCCUCUGCUUUUCCAAGAGAAGAGAGUGUGCUGCCUUUGCUGACCCAGGACUCUAAUUCCAAAGCUCGGAGGGGCAUUUUAAGAAGAGCUGUAUUUUCCGAAGACCAGAGAAAGGCUCUGGAGAAAAUGUUUCAGAAGCAAAAAUACAUCAGCAAAACAGAUCGAAAGAAACUUGCCAUCAACUUGGGACUAAAGGAGUCACAGGUGAAAAUUUGGUUUCAAAACAGAAGGAUGAAAUGGCGGAAUUCCAAAGAAAAGGAAGUGCUUUCCAAUAGGUGCAUCCAAGAUGUAAGCCUUCAAGAGGAUCCUCUUUCACAAUCUGCUCUGGGUUUCUCUUCUCCAUGUCCUUCAAUAUGGGAAGUCUCCCAACAGCACUCAAGUCCAAGAUGGAGGGAGAAUUCUCCAGAACCUUCAGAAAAACUAAUCCAGGAGAGUUCAGGGGCACCACCCCCAGAAGCAAAUUCACUGCAUGGUGCCUUGUAUUUGUCUUCUGAGGAAGAAGCUGGAGACAAGGGUGCACUUACUAGGGCCAUAUGAAUGGAAGCAUUCCUCCAUGUUAAUUUAUAAGAACACUUAACCAACAACAUUUGAAAUCUAAAGCCAAUUAGCUUGUGCCUCAUCAUUGCCUAAAACCUAACACCUUCAGAAUGAUGCAUGAACUAAUGCUUUAGAAAAAUCCACUCCAGUGUUCUCUUAUUUAGCCCUAUACUCAGACUUAACUUGUAAGUGGAAUAGAAUCUUCCAGGACAGAUGAUGGAACUAAAAAGAAUAAGAGCAAGCAUUGGCUCAGUCCCUUCUCUGAGUAUGUGUAUAUAUGCAUAUGUCUGUAUGUGUAUAUAUAUAUAUGUAAAUAUUCAUUACAAUACAUUGGUAGAAACUCAAUUAUCUUCAAAUACUGCAUUGAGAAAAUUCAUUUCCUUUUUUUAUGAAGAAAAAUAAACCACUGACAGAAUGUUAUAAAUUUUUUGGAAAUAAUGUAAAAUUUGAACUUUAUCCAAACUUUCAUACCACAAGAAUAUGUUUUGAUAAUUUCUCAGGGGCUAGGGCUGUAGCUCAGUAGUAGACUGCUUACUUAGCAUACACAAGGCCCUAGGUCAAUCCCCAGAAUAGCAAAAAAAGAAAACAAAAUUCUCUUAUUUUAUGACUUCUUUUAGUAUCCAACUAUAAGUGAAUUUUAGCAACUCAGCAAUCCUAAUCAAAUGAGCCACAGUUACAUACACUGAAGAUAUACAUUAAAAUGAACCCAAGAAUUUCUGAAUAUAACUGUUAGUAUGCUUAAUUUUCAAGUCUCUGGACUUUAUCAGGCCAUCAGUGAGAGAGGUAUCCAUUUAACCAAUAAUUAUUUUUUUAUUCUUUCUCAAAGAGAAGAAAAUCAAAAAUAGAGAGAGAGGCUUAGAGCAGGGUUUGCAAAAUGAAAUGGAUGCCUUUGAGGGCCUAGUAGAUAAACAGAGGUCAUGGUUUACCUAAAGGUAGUUGAGUUCAAUAAUUUUCCAACCCUGUGUUGGCCAAACAAAACAUCUGUGUCAAGUAGUUUGUGACCUCUGGCCAAAAAUAAAGAAAGCUGCAGUGUUAUGGCUCUUAAAAUGUUCCCAACUGGACUUAAAAACACAAUACUGAUGGAAUCUAUGAUGAUUUCUGUUUGCACUUCUAGUUACAGGCUCAAUUUUCCACUUAGUUGGCAUUCACUAUGUAUAUUGGGUUAUUUUAUGUAUUAACAAACACCGCACAGAUGUUUUAUGUUUUUGACAACCCCGAAAUAGUGUUUUUAUAAAAUUACAUUUCUGGUAACGAUUUGCUUAGUUAAUCCAGCAAUUUUAAUUUCAUGUCCAACAAAAAAUUAUGUUUCACUUUGAAGGAAAUGAAGCAGAAAAAGGAAAUGAUGUGGUUUGGAACCAAGCUGUCAUUGAUCUGUGGAUAAGAAACAUUCCUAGAAGUUCAUUAUGUGGCAUUUUGUUAGUGAACAAGCUACGUAAUGAUGGUGGCUUCUAAUGUACUUACCUUCUCAGCUAUAGAAGCCUUUGAAGGGUUGACAUUUAGAAAAGGCACUGUUUCAGAAGAUAAUGGUUUUCAUCAACAUCAGGAAAUUAUUUUUUAUGAAAGGAUUUUUUGUUGUUGUUGGUAUAUGUCUUUAUUGCAUGAUCUUUUACUUUCACUUAAGAGUCAUCUUGGAAGCUCAUCUCAAUGCCUCCUUGCUGGGUGGGAGUCGGGGGCAGGGAUUUGCUAACAACGGUUUAAAUUUUAAGAGUUGUUUUAAAGUACAGUUUCUUUAUAUGAUGUUAACCUCAUUUACAUUUCUAGGGUCCUCUCUAGGUUUUAGACCCUGUGCUAAGCAUGUGGGUGUAUUAACUCAUUUAAUCCUCACAGAAAUAACUCUAUAAUGUAGACAGUAUUACUAUCAGGGUUCCGGUUGCUGGACAAAGGAGCUUAGGCAGAAUACGGUUCAAGUGCUUAUAUAAGGUCCUGAGGUGAAUAAAUGGUAUUUGGACCCUUCCAGUCAAGUUUCAAGUCUCGAGGUUUUUUUUUUUACCAGACUCAAGGGGUCCAUAGCACUAUGGGAUGUUUUCACAUUGUGUGGGAUGCUUUAUAAAAGAUACAUUCUGCCCAUUUUGGUGAGAUUUAUUAAAGGAAUUCAGAAGCACAUGAUAUUUUAUAAUUUCUUUCUUAAUGAUUUUCUCUUUAGUAUUCUCUUUUCUACCAGAUUUUGAAGUUUAGGGAAAGUAAGUGCCAUGGAAAUGUUUAAGUGUGCAACGGAAAUGCUUUUUUUUUUUUUUUUUUUAAUCUCUCACUGCCCAAAAUCAUGAAGUGCUUGUCUGUGGUCACAGUUUCUUGAGAAUAACUUGAAUUUUGAAAGAGAGAAAGUUGUCAAGGCCGUCUUAUUACCUAGAUCGUAGAAAUGGGCUAAUCAGUGCUUAAAUGACUUUCAUCAGAAAGCUCUGAGGCCCAGCUGAGGCUUCACUUUGUAAAACUGGCCUAAUAUUCGAAUAUACAAAUCAGUCUUUUAAUUAUCUUUCAUUCUUUAUGCUUUGAUUUUGCUUUCUGUUGCCAGAAUUGCUGGAGGAAAGGACUGAGCACUGAUAUUCCAUCCACAAGGCUCUCCCUUCUCUCUUAGCUCAUGUUCCUGCUAACUGUCCCACCCUACCGACUCAUGGCCUGGGGUGUCCAUUUUCCUGUUAUCUUGUUACAGUUCCUUUUCUGCAGGUGAUCAUGCAUUAGCAUAUUUGCUGUCUGCUUUUCAGACAAAUGCUGUUUUAAUUGGCACCAGGGCUAUAGAAGGAGGUCAAAAGAAAUUAUCAAGUGGCUCUUAAGCAGAUGAGAAGAAAUAAAUGAUGAGCAUUAUCUCUAUUUUUUUAAAAGUAUUUAGGGUUUUAAAUAUAUGAACAGGUAUAAUCACUGGCUCUGGAAACAUUGAAGGCCAUGAUCAUUAAAGUUUAAAGGAUAUUUCUUAGUAGUCAGAUGGUUUGCAUGGGAACCCAAUUAUAUAAAUAACUCAGUGGUUCUCAGAGUUUAAAAAUCAUAUACAUGAUCAUGUCAUACCUUCCACCAAGGUUUGUAUAUACACACAUAUCUGAAAAUAUAUACUCCUUCAACAUCCAUACCUUCCAAUCCACCCUUAAAAAUCAAUGCACAUUUUUUUUAACUUUUCAAACAUAAAACCAUAAAGAAACCCACAUGGGGUUCACUCCCUUUUUCUGAUGCAUUUUGGGUGUAUCAACUCUUUUAAUGCACUUCCUUUAAAAGCUAGACAUACCUCAAUGUGUUCUAUGCCCCAUCCAUCCCUCAGUUGUUAAUGAUUCCAUCAAUCUCUGUUGGCCUUUAAAAACCAUGAAGUUCAUUCCGCUGGACUCAGAAGCUUGUUAAACACUGCAUUUUCAGCUGUCUGAAAUUGGUUUCUGGAAUUCAACACUUAUUGGGCACUUAUGAGAAACAUUGUCCUAGCCUUUGUGCCAACAAAUAUGAGAAAGAGCAUAGUCCUUACCCUCUCAGAGUUUAUAAGUUCAUCUUUUCACCACGCAGCUUUUGAAAUAUUCCCUGCUGCUGUUGACAGGAUCUGUUGAAUUUGGGGCAAAAGUAAACAAACUUUUGAUAUCCUCCAAAAACCCUGCCUCUCUAUUUGCAGGAAGAGAAUUCUUAUGUGCUCUACUGUUCAGAAAAUACAAGCUGCUCAACAGUGCUGGUUUUCUAUGCUAUCCCUUUUCCAGGCCAUAGUAGUCCAGGAGGAGUUAGAAAGAGUCCAGAAAUGAAUUCAGCAGUUCCCUUUUGUUUAGGUGGACACUUUCUCUCUCUCUCUUUUUUUCUUUCAGCCUUCUCAGCCUUCGUAGGAAGACAGAGGAAAAAGCAGAUAGUUGAAGCAGGGAAAUUCAGGAUGAUGAAUGUUCUUGAAUAUAUGAGGGAAAUGUUGCAAGAUUAAUUUAUAUCUUUUUCAAACCAUUUCUGAAUUAUGCAACUACCAUAAUGAUGUAUAGAACUUAUGCCACAAAUAUGGUUCUUAGCUUCCAGUUAUUGCCUGGGUUAUAUUACAUUACAUUGCAUUAUUAGUUUGGGGUUAUAAAGAAAUAGACUAAAAAACACACUUAACAAAGUAAAAUUCAUAUGUAAUUCCACUUUCUGGAGAUAGCCAACUUAGCUCUUUUAUGAAAAAAUUUUAGUCAUUUUAAAAUGUAUGUUAAUGUAAAUACUUGUGUCUCAACAGAUUUGAAUCGCAGUGUAUACCCAAUUUUUCCCAAUUUUUUUACUCAACUUUGUAUACAGAAACAUUUCCCCAUGUCAUUAAAAGUUACUUGAAACUA